AUGGCCUUCAAACGGGCAGAAAACGAGACUUACCUGUGGGAUACGGACGGAAGCAUUCAGUACAGCGACGGUUGGGAGCUUACUGAAAUUACUCAUGAUGAGACAGGACAAGACGGAACGUUCCACUCGACUACGAAAGUGGGGUCAAAGGCAGCGUUGUCGUUCUAUGGGUCUCAAAUCGUUGUGAACGGCUACGUCUUCCCAGGAGACUCUCCCGUGUCGGCUUAUUUUUCAGUUGACAGUGGAGACGCGUCGUAUAGGGAAGAGCCCACAAACAUCGGUGGACAGACAUACCUGAGCACCAAUCUUUUCCAGUCUGAUCCCCUACCGCUUGCACGCCACAUCAUAACUGUCGAAGUCGCGAACGCAACGGCAGCCCGUAACUUCUGCAUCAAUUUCUUUCUGGUAAACAGUAAUGAUCAGGGAAUCCUCGCAUCGAGUACGUCUUCCAGUAUCCAGUCCAGCGCGACGGCCAGCGGGACACCUGCCUCCGGUCAGAAUUCUACUGAAGGUCAAUCUAGUUCGGAUGGUGGUAGCAAAGGCGUGUCUGUCGGAGCAGUAAUCGGUGCUGUUUUCGCUGGCAUUGUAUUAGGGGCCAUACUGGCAGGAAUAUUCCCAUUAUACAGAAAUUACAAGAGACGCAAAAACCGUGGUUUAUUGACUGUCGAUUCCUCGGAACCAUUUCCUACUCGGGAUGUGACACAGCAGUCUGGCGGGGCAACUGAUGGAUAUGGUGCAGUACAUCCUUUCACCCUAGGUCAAGCAGGCAGUCAACAAUCAACAAUGUCCGAAAACCCGUUCCAAAAAAUUGCAGGGACAGGAUUCGUCUCGUCUAGAAAUCAUCACGUGCCGGUUUCACCGACGACGGAAUUAUUGUCAAGUCCAACGUUAUCACCGGACGCCCUAUCGAAUACUCCUUUGACACGUUCCCUACAUCCUUUGUCUGGGGUUGUGGCAUCGCACGAGUUCCCAAUACUAAUCCCGUCUUCUACGUAUAAUGAUUGUGAUAACUCUGGAGAUCCUCCGGCGUAUCACAACCGUGCUUCUCGCGCUGAAUAG
This is a messenger RNA of Fomitiporia mediterranea MF3/22, 1059 nucleotides long. RefSeq lists its product as uncharacterized. The coding region runs from base 1 to 1059 and encodes 352 amino acids. The record is from RefSeq and is a predicted model, not a curated record. NCBI's taxonomy places the organism in Eukaryota, Fungi, Basidiomycota, Agaricomycetes, Hymenochaetales, Hymenochaetaceae. The transcript is spliced from 5 exons.